Messenger RNA from Thalassophryne amazonica, 1438 nucleotides. RefSeq names its product SIRT1 domain-containing protein. Gene Ontology annotation, molecular function: NAD+ binding. The coding region runs from base 33 to 1334 and encodes 433 amino acids. Lineage: Eukaryota; Metazoa; Chordata; Actinopteri; Batrachoidiformes; Batrachoididae. The record is from RefSeq and is a predicted model, not a curated record. The transcript has 8 exons.
CAAGGUUCCGCCCUCUACAGACAGGUGUUGGAAUGAGCACAUUGAGGCACAGCAGGGAUAAAAAGAAACCACAGCCUACAGUGACCAGGACAACCCACACAUCCAGUUUCCAGGGCGGGCAGAUCCAUUCAGAAGAUCGCCUGGACUCUGUGCCGCAAUCGCACGGAAAGCAGUGCAGGAAACAAUCUGACACUGCCCUGGCUCGAGACCUGAGCCAAAUGAGUGUGAGUGGACAAGAUGUUGCACCUCUGAGGAAAGAAAAGAUGUCCAAAGAUAAUGGCCACUCUGUGCAAUUAGGUCAGCUCUCAGAGUCCAGAUCUGAGUUUAAGAGUACACCAUCUUCUCGGAGAGGUCUCGCCUCCGUGGCUCGACUGGUGAAGCUUGGCCGCUGUAAGAAUGUGGUGGUGGUGACCGGAGCAGGAAUCAGCACAGCCAGCGGCAUCCCAGACUUUAGAACUCCAGGAACAGGACUGUAUGCCAACUUGGAGAAGUACAACCUUCCUUACCCAGAAGCUGUUUUCAGCAUCGACUACUUCUCCGAUGACCCACAGCCUUUCUUCUCACUGGCCAAGGAGUUGUAUCCCGGCAGCCACCGGCCAAACUACAUACACUACUUCAUCCACAUGCUUCAUCUCAAAGGCCUGCUGCUCCGACUCUACACCCAGAACAUCGAUGGACUGGAGAAAUUGUGCGGUAUCCCAGAUGACAAACUCGUGGAGGCUCAUGGAAGUUUCUCCACAGCUUCCUGUCACCUGUGCUACACCUCAUUCCCGGCUGAGGAGGCAAAGCAUGCUAUCAUGAACGGCAACAUCCCAAUCUGUACAUUCUGCUCUGCCACGGUCAAACCCAAUGUUGUGUUUUUUGGAGAGGACCUCCCUCAGAAGUAUUUUCUUCACACCAAAGAUUUUCCCAAAGCAGACCUACUGAUCAUUAUGGGAACAUCUUUGCAGAUUGAACCAUUUGCCAGUCUGGUUAAUACAGUGCGUUUCACUGUGCCGCGUCUCCUCCUGAACCGGCACGCAGUGGGUCCCUUUGAGAAAGUACGACUUCGCAGAGGAGACUACAUGGAAUUGGGUAACCUGGAAGAUACAGUUCGGAGGUUUGCUGGAAUGUUGGGUUGGAACGAAGACAUUACAGAGCUGAUGAGGAGUCACGAAAAAGGGAGCAUCGAGUCUUCGUUAAGCAGCACUUCCUCAGUUAGUGGGGAGCACAGCAGAGGUGCACAACUGGAGACAAAGUCCAGACCGGGAGGUCAAAGGGCAGCCAGCAGUAGCGAGGAGACAGACUCUGAGACGGACAGUAGGAGCUCUGCAUCCUCCAGUCGAAGCAACUGACACGUUUUGUAAAGACAGCAUCAAAAUAACCAGAGACUGUUUUUAUCUCAGCUGUCCUCGAUGUGCAGCUUUUUUUUUUUUUUCUUUCAUCAGCAGCAUGUGCC